This is a messenger RNA of Apiotrichum porosum, 1170 nucleotides long. RefSeq lists its product as uncharacterized. Gene Ontology annotation, cellular component: endomembrane system. Gene Ontology annotation, molecular function: acyltransferase activity. NCBI's taxonomy places the organism in Eukaryota, Fungi, Basidiomycota, Tremellomycetes, Trichosporonales, Trichosporonaceae. The record is from RefSeq and is a predicted model, not a curated record. The coding region runs from base 1 to 1170 and encodes 389 amino acids. The transcript is spliced from 4 exons.
AUGUCGUCCACCCCGCCACCCUUGUACACGCUCCCCAUCGAUAAGCGGCCUCCAGGCUAUGGGCCGUGGUUUAGCAAGAUUGUGUUCCCUAUUGUGUUCAACCUCGGCAUUUUGGGAAUUAGCUCUGCCCAGUUUCUGUUCCUCCCGCUUCUCCUCAUUCCCAUAUUGGGAAGACCGCUGUUCCGGCGCGCGAUUGCCUGGACUAAAGAUGGAUUCGGCAGACUUCUCCUAUGCGCCCCAACAUCCCUUGUGAUUACUACCGACGAGCAGCCAGAGCUCGCCACAAUCGUUGAGCGCGAUUCCAAUGGUGAUGUCGUCAAAAUCAAUCUGCCAGACCGCAUGGUUGUUAUCGCCAACCACCAGGCGUACACAGAUUGGAUGUACCUGUGGAUCCUGGCUUGUUACAGUGGCUAUGGGGAUGGUAUAACGAUUCUCUUAAAAGCCAGCCUCAAGCAUCUCCCUAUUGUGGGAUGGGGAAUGCAAUUCUUUCGGUUCAUCUUCCUGAAGCGGUCGUGGGCUGCCGACAAGGACAACCUCACGCAGUCGCUCAAUCGACUGGCUCGACUUGCAAAGGAAGGGCAGAUGCGCUCCCCUCUCUGGCUACUGAUCUUCCCAGAGGGGACUAUCACCAGUGACAACGAACGAGCGAAAAGCAAACGCUACGCAGACCGCGAACGAGUCGAUGACUUUGUUGGCGUUUUACACCCUCGCUCUACUGGCCUGCUGUUCUGCCUGCGAACACUACUCCCCAGCAUCCCCGACCUCAAGCUUCUCGACGUUACCAUUAGCUACCCGGGGGUCCCCUUUGGCAAGUACCCUCAAGAGUGGUACAGCCUCGGCUCUGUUUUCUUGCGAUCCGUUCCUCCACCUGUUGUCCAUGUCCACCUUCGCUUGUACAGCGACUUGGGCUCUGCUUCCUGUGAAGUUCCGUCCCUAGACCUGUCAACUCCGGGGGGCUCAGACCCUGCAGAGGCAAAAGAGUUUGAAAUAUGGUUGCGCAGCGUGUGGGCUGUCAAGGAGCAAUGGCUCAAGCGGCUCGCCGUCCAAGGCGCUACAGUGGAAGAGGGAGCUGAAGUGGUUCCAAUCAAGCAGCUGCGUUGGUCAGACUGGGUUGCAGCGUUUGGCGGUGGUGGCGUGGCGACAUUGUACGCCGUUGCACGUCUCUUGUAG